AUGACGCCUACAAAACUCAAGGUUGGUGUCGCCGGUCUCGGACGCAUGGGCAAGCGACAUGCACUCAAUUUCUUCCAAUCCGUGCCCCGUGCAGAGCUCGUUGCCGUCUCUACACCAGAUGCAGAAGAGCGGGAAUGGGCCAAGGAACACCUGGGACCUUCUGGAAUUGGAAUCUAUGAGCAUUACGAUGACAUGCUAAAGCACAAUGGGUUGGAGGCCAUCUGCGUUGCCUCCGCCACCGCAGUUCAUGCCGCACAGGCGAUUGCUGCCAUUGAGGCCGGCAAGCAUGUUCUAUGCGAGAAACCACUGGCUACGUCUGCUGAAGUGUCGCAAACGGUUGUUGAUGCUGCCGCCCGUCGACCAGACCUCAAAGUCAUGUGUGGCUUCUCCAGACGCUUCGACGACAGCUACCGCGAUGCGUAUUCCAAGAUGAAGGCCGGACUCAUUGGUCGACCUUCAGUUUUCCGAAGCCAGACCUGCGACAUGCUUGAUCCCUCUGGAUUUUUUGUCGCCUACGCUCAGUUUAGCGGUGGCAUUUUUGUCGACUGCUCCAUUCACGAUAUCGACUUGGCGCUAUGGUUCUUUGGAGAAGACGGCGAAAGCAAGGUCAAGUCGGUUAGUGCCGUUGGCAUCACGGCCGUGGAGCCAGAUCUGCGCAAGUACAACGACCGUGAUAACGCCGUCGGUCUGAUUGAAUUCGUCGACGGCCGAAUCGUCUACCUAUACUGCUCCAGAAUGAUGGCUGCCGGCCAAGAAGACACUACCGAAAUAAUUGGCACCAAGGGCAAAAUUGGUGUCAACACGAUCCCUACUGCAAACCUGGUCCGCGUCUACGAACCUAAUGGCAUUAGGCAUGAAGUUCCCAAGACCUACUGGGAUCGAUUCAAGAAUGCUUUCAACACUGAGGCUAACGAGUUUACUGCUUGCUGCCUCGAUGACACGGAGGUGCCGGUGAAGUUGGCAACUGCCGUGGCAGCCGUCAAGAUUGGAGCAGCUUUGCAAGAGUCUAUGGUUUCGGGCGAUAAGAUCUGGUUCAACAAGGAGGGAGAGCGUGUUGAGAGAUCUCGGCUGUAA
This is a messenger RNA of Pochonia chlamydosporia 170, 1074 nucleotides long. RefSeq names its product NAD binding Rossmann fold oxidoreductase. Bases 1 to 1074 code for a protein of 357 amino acids. The transcript has 2 exons. The record is from RefSeq and is a predicted model, not a curated record. Gene Ontology annotation, biological process: NADPH regeneration. Gene Ontology annotation, molecular function: oxidoreductase activity; nucleotide binding. Gene Ontology annotation, cellular component: cytoplasm. Lineage: Eukaryota; Fungi; Ascomycota; Sordariomycetes; Hypocreales; Clavicipitaceae.